AGAACACGGAAGUACGUCUGUUGGGGUUUGUUUCGGGUUUAUUCGAGCGUCGAACUGCUUACCAGCGGUAAAGACUGUAUGAGAAAGUACUGGAGCCACUUCAAAGUAUCGGCAUGGGUGUGUCAGAAGAAGAAGAGUCUUCUUUGCUACUGGACGAAAAGCUGAUCCGUUUCAUGGACCAGCUCGAGUCACUGGAGGAGAAACGAGCCACUCUCAACUCUCUCAUUGAGCAGGGAUGGUUUUCAAUGUCCAAAGCACGGUACUCCAUGGGAAACAAACAAGUCUCUGCACUUCAGUAUGCAAGUGAGAUUGAGCCGCUGGUCUGUGUUAAUGACAGAACGCAGGACAACGGUGAAGUCCAAUUCUGCACCGAGCGACCGACACAAAAGUCCAGUAAAGAGUCUGCAAAAGAUUUACCUAUAGAGGAUGUUGGGCCUCAAGAAGAAGGUGUUAGGAGAAGAAACAAACCAAAAAAGGAUAUCAGAGAAAAAGAGGCAAGCGAGGAUGCAAGUAGCAAGAAGGCUCCUGAAGCAAAUCCAGUCAGAAAAAGUGACCACGAUCCACAGCAAGAUCCUCUGAAAUGGUUUGGGAUUCUGGUGCCACAGUCUCUGAAACAAGCGCAGUCGUCAUUCAAGCAAGUCAUAGAACUGUCUGCUGAGAUUGCAACGCUCCAGAUUGCAGUUUUAAACACCAGACAGGAGCUGAAGGACUGCUUGAAAAACAAACACACACUCCAGAAGAAAGGCUCAGCCACAGAGAGUCGGUAGAUUAUGCUUCAGGGUCUAAUGAACUCAACACUGAUCCUCCUGGUGGAACUGGAAGUGGACAUCACAGACGUAGCGUUUCCUGUUGCCUGACUGACUGGUAUUAGAUUAUGUCUGAUCUUGUGCUGUUGUGAUUGAUAUUUGUGUCGUCUGUUUAGCUGUUAAGUAAGUACUGUAUUGAAGAUUUCUGAUGCUAAAUUAAUUGUGUGUUAGACGUUAACAGGGAAUGCUAUGAAUAGUAACAGAACUUUUUUUAAAUAAAUGGUUGGUACUACCACUCUAUAAAGCUUUUAUAAGUUGUAAUUAAUCGUUUACUGGUGCUUCAUAGAUCAGUUCUGAUCCAUUAACAAACUCAAGUUAGCACCAUGUAGAAAGCUGGUAAUCUGCUAAUACUGUAGUCAAAGUGCUGCUAAUCUGUUAAUAAAUGUUGUGAUUAAAUAGAGUUUGGUCCAGAUCCUGUGGAGCCCUUUUCAAGAUUUAUGGAACCCUAAAAUGUUAAAUGAAUAAAAAUGAUAUUCAGAAAUAGGCAUAUAAAUAUAUAUUUUUCAAUGUAAAUUAUAGAUAAAUGAACCAACCAUUUGUGAAA
Messenger RNA from Stegastes partitus (bicolor damselfish), 1350 nucleotides. RefSeq names its product vacuolar ATPase assembly factor VMA22 (gene vma22). Lineage: Eukaryota; Metazoa; Chordata; Actinopteri; Pomacentridae. The transcript has 5 exons. Gene Ontology annotation, biological process: vacuolar proton-transporting V-type ATPase complex assembly. The record is from RefSeq and is a predicted model, not a curated record. The coding region runs from base 114 to 767 and encodes 217 amino acids.